This is a messenger RNA of Magallana angulata, 458 nucleotides long. RefSeq lists its product as uncharacterized. The transcript has 7 exons. NCBI's taxonomy places the organism in Eukaryota, Metazoa, Mollusca, Bivalvia, Ostreida, Ostreidae. The record is from RefSeq and is a predicted model, not a curated record. Bases 135 to 458 code for a protein of 107 amino acids.
AGUCACAUGAACACAACCCAGAAAGCAAAAAAGAAGAUCAAGAGAUCAAAUAUGCGGUUUAUGAAAAGGAAUAUGAAAAAGACAAUAAUGGAACUGGGGGACCUUUUUUGUGGAAGGUCUCAGAUCAGCAGAAAAUGACAAGAACUCCUGAUACACCAACCAUACCAGACACAAUAGAUACUACAAUAAAGGAAAAAGAAAAGGAUUAUCCUGAAGAAGACAUUAAAAAAGAAGAUGAAAAGGAAAAAAUAUCAGAUACGACAAAUGUAAAGAAAACUCCUGAUACACCAACCAUACCAGACACAAGAGAUACCACAGUAAUGGAAAACCUCGAGACGAAUGACGAUUUAUUAGUGUUCAACUCUUUUAUAUUCAACAUUGGAAAAGAAUUGAUCAAACGAGAAAAGAUGGAGCAUUUAGAAUAUCUUCUUAACGAAUUAUGGUUUGAACUUAAAUAA